Molecule: messenger RNA, 785 nt
Organism: Anopheles stephensi (Asian malaria mosquito)
Lineage: Eukaryota; Metazoa; Arthropoda; Insecta; Diptera; Culicidae
Exons: 2
Source: RefSeq, a predicted model, not a curated record
GUACGUACGCGAAACACAAAAACCCCGAACGAAUGCUUCAGUCGGUCGAACGGCUUACGCAGGAGCUGGUGUCCCAGUUGGAAGAACGGCACGUGCGUACUAACCCGGAGGAAUGCAGUUCGAUCGUUACCGGCAUACAGUUCAAGAUAGGCGAAAAGGUAACAACGGGGCCGGGUGGAACGGUUGCCUUGGCGCUGAACGAUCGUCUGCACGGUGAUCCGCGGGUGGGAUUGAUUGUGGACGAUGAAGGCAAUCUGUAGAGCGAAGAACCACCAUCCAUUCUGUAUCAAAUGUCGAUGCCGUUUGUGCAGCACAUCCCGGUCGUGCUUAAUUCAAUCGAUUGCAUCUCGCUUGCGCCUUUAGAAGAGCGGACGACGCCGGUGGUGACGACCACGACAACCACGACAAUGACUACGGUGGUGACGGCAACGGCGACGGCAACGACGACGACGACGGUGGCGACGAGUCGGGUAAUCAAGCCUGUGCGCGUCGUAUCCAAUCCCGGCUCACCGAGGACGCGAAAGUUACAGCGUGAAUCUUCCAUCAACAAAGAGGCGGAUGAGUCCAAGGUUAAACCCAUAAAAAUCCAAGAUGUGAAAAGUGUGAAGAAAGAGCAACAGACCAAAAUCGCCAAACCGGUAGUGGAAACCGUUACGAAGGUUUCCCGCGUUCGGCAACCAGUAGUGCCAAAGGGUGGCUCCAUUAUUACCGGCAGAACACCGGCAAAAACCUUCCAUCGGCAGUCCCAUCCAUCGUCCGGUUGCGAAACCACUCGCCACAAAACC